Molecule: messenger RNA, 822 nt
Organism: Drosophila eugracilis
Lineage: Eukaryota; Metazoa; Arthropoda; Insecta; Diptera; Drosophilidae
Product: acylpyruvase FAHD1, mitochondrial
Exons: 5
Coding region: 96-785 (229 amino acids)
Cellular component (GO): mitochondrion
Molecular function (GO): acetylpyruvate hydrolase activity
Source: RefSeq, a predicted model, not a curated record
UCUCUUGAUUUUCUGUUGUUAUUUAAUUGAUAAACUUUUUGGGGGGGGGCGCCUCUCCAGAUAACCUACACAUCUAAUUUAAUAAACAUAGCGCAAUGGUUCAACUGACCAGAAUCCUCAGGAUGGCUUGCCGAGACCAGCAGGGCGCCAACUUCUUGAACGAAGGCAAGAAAAUUGUGGGAGUAGCUCUCAACUACAUGGAUGUCGUGAAAGCCAGGAACGUUCCUGUGCCCUCUGAACCACUAGUCUUCCUGAAACCCACAACAUCGUAUCUCCAGGAGGGUCAACCAAUAAUCUUGCCCAAAGUAUUCACCAAGGUUGCCUAUGAAGUGGAACUGGGCGUCGUGAUUGGAAAACCCUGCAAAAAUGUAUCCAAAGCUGAUGCCAUGAAAUAUGUGGCAGGAUACUGCCUGGCAUUGGAUCUUACGGCUCAGUGCAAUUUGGGGGCAGCCCGAGCAGCCGGUCAUCCAUGGACCUUGGGCAAAGGAUUUGAUACCUCUACGCCUGUCUCCAAGUUUAUACCACUCGACCAAGUGAAGGACCCACACAACCUGCCUCUUUGGCUCACUGUCAAUAAAGAUGUUAAACAAAAGGGCUGCACUGCAGACUUGAUAUUUAAGGUACCCGACAUUAUUUCGUACGUGUCAAAGUACAUGACCCUGGAGCCUAAUGAUCUAAUCCUGACCGGAACGCCCAAUGGUUCCGAUGCUUUCAAGGCUGGUGAUGUGAUUGAAUGCGGAAUGGGUGAUCUAGCCAAAUUAACUUUCCAAGUGUGUGCUGAAUAAAUAGAGAAUGGCUUAGCCAUUUUUCUAAUGAUUUAUA